AUGAAUGAUCCUGGGAGUUUCACUAUCCCGUGUUUGAUUGGUAGUUUGUCGGUCAGCAAUGCAUUGGCUGAUCUUGGAGCUAGCAUAAACCUCAUGCCAUAUGCGGUUUUUGCUAAGCUAGACUUGGGCGAGCCCAAGCCGACUCGUAUGAGCAUUCAGCUAGCCGACCGUUCAGUGAAGUACCCUCGAGGCAUAGUUGAGAACAUGCUGGUGAAAAUCGACAAGUUUGUCUUUCCUGUCGAUUCCGGGAUUCUAGACAUGGAUGAGGACAAAAAUGUUCCACUUAUCUUAGGUCACCCAUUCCUAGCCACUGCGAGAGCCUUGAUUGAUGUCUGCACCGGUAGACUUACUCUUAGGGUUGAUGAUGAGGAGGUUACCUUUGACAUUGGGAAAUCCAUGCAACACUCACAAAGUCAAGAUGAUACACUCUACUUUAUUGAGACUAUCAAUACAUAUGUGAGUGAUCAUCUUUAUGCUACAUUUGAGGAGGAUGUUAUGGACACACAGCUUCUAGGAGGGGAGAUUUUUGGUUCACCCAGUGUGGACCGAAUGGUUGAGGAGGUGACCUGUCUGAUAGGUCACACGUCUCCCCCGUGUCCCGAGGUUUUUGAGGUUGUGGAUCGCGUUACAGAGCCUAAAGCGCGCCUUUCUAUUGAGGAUCCACCUUCGGUUGAGCUUAAGGAGCUUCCAGAUCAUUUGGAGUAUGCUUUCUUGGAGGGUGAGACCCAUUUGCCCGUUAUCAUUUCUGCUGGAUUGUCAAAAGAAGAAAAGGAUUGA
Molecule: messenger RNA, 777 nt
Organism: Helianthus annuus (common sunflower)
Lineage: Eukaryota; Viridiplantae; Streptophyta; Magnoliopsida; Asterales; Asteraceae
Exons: 1
Coding region: 1-777 (258 amino acids)
Source: RefSeq, a predicted model, not a curated record